GUGGAGCAGGGAGCGCGCUUUUCGUGCCUGGUUAGUGGACUGACAGCCAGCUGUGCAGCUACAACAACAAUCUCCUGGAUUUGCUACAGUCACUUAGAUUUUUGUUGGCCAUCUAAUGGUUAUAAUCCUAAAGUACUGUUCAUUUUUUUUGUUCUGAAGUAGUCGUCAGCACACCGCUACAGCCAGAAUCAUUGACGGUUUCUGCGCUAACUAGCUUCCUUCAACAUGAACCCGUUGUGUAGCAGAUGUAAUCUAGUGGUUUACCCCACGGAAAAAGUGAAUUGUCUGGACAAGUACUGGCAUAAAGGAUGCUUCAGCUGCGAGGUCUGCAAAAUGACUCUAAACAUGAAGAAUUACAAAGGCUUCGAGAAGAGACCAUACUGCAAUGCACACUACCCCAAGACAAAUUUCACCUGUGUGGCUGACACUCCAGAGAACCUCCGCCUGAAACAGCAGAGCAAGAUGCAGAGCCAGGUUCUCUACAGGGAGGAUUUUGAGAAGAAUAAAGGCAAAGGGUUCAGCGUGGUGGCAGACACGCCAGAGUUGCAGAGAAUUAAGAAAACACAGGACCAGAUCAGCAAUAUUAAAUAUCAUGAGGAGUUUGAGAAGAGGAAGAUGGGAGGAGAGGCUCCACUUACGCCCACUACCCCCAGUGCAGGAGCUUUCCAACCACCUGCAACCCCUCAGAACUACCAUUACGAGCCCACUCCUGAACCUGUGCGCCAGGCAGCUGCUGCUCCUCCUCCCAGUUCUGGGAAGGUAUACAGAGCAGUGUACGACUACUCGGCCGCCGAUGACGAUGAAGUGUCUUUUAUGGACGGGGACGUGAUCGAGGACGUGCAGCAGAUUGACGAGGGCUGGAUGUACGGCCGCGUUCAGCGCACGGGCCAGCAGGGCAUGCUCCCUGCCAACUAUGUGGAGGCCAUCUGAGUGAGCAGGAAAGAAAGCUGGAAAGAGGAGGACGAGGAGGAAGUAGUGAAAGGGAGGGAAAGAAGGAAAAGAAAAGCCCAGUGCCAUCUCAUCUUAACGCCGCUUUCUCUUAAUUUUCUCUUAUUCCCUAAUCUGUCCUGUGACAACCUGAAACCUCUCCCAAAGCAUCCCCGCUCUGCUGUCACUGUCCACAUCCAUCCCUCUGCUUCCCUGUCCGUCUGUCUGUGCUGACGUCUGUCUGUUUCCUCGCUGUCACUCAAAAACUGAAAGUCUUAAAAAAAAACAAAAAAAACAUCACUGAUAGCAGUAUGUCAGGGGUCAUGUUGUGUCGCUUUUGCACUCAACAAUCAUGAACAAAAAAAAAAGACGAAAAGUGCAAAAGAAAAUUCCCCACGUUAUUUUACGCCGCAGAGGCUGUUCUGUGGAGAAAAUUUCCCUUCUUGGCUCUUUCCUUUGGUUCGUCUGGCAGCUUGAUCCCAUCCGGACUGGAACCAGAGCAUGGAGGGUUUUCGAUUCGUGCACAUUCCUUCAAACGCAACUGUGCUGCUGUCGCACCAAACAGCCGCACAACAGUUGAAACUGAGAGGUUUAAUUUAUUUAUAGGUAGACGCACGUCUCAUGAUUUUCUGCACAAAUGGGCACCCUCAUGUCCAGCAGUGCAUUGUGGGUAUCUGUGUGAAACUGGAAAUCGUAGCCCAACUGAAGAGGACCUCCUGUCGUUGCCUUUCUCAGGGGUCUCUGGUGCAAGUGGAGGAUCAGGGACAAGUUAGGGGACAUUUAUCAGUCCAUUUCUUGGAGCCACACUGAUGACACCAACACAGUGCGCUUUUGUUGUGUACACAACACUUUUUCAUGUUCUUUCCUGUCUUAAUGCCUUCAAACCUUAUUCACAAAUGAUUGCCAACUAAAAUUCCACAGUUAGGACAAAUUAUUCCCCUUUAAAAAAGAGAGAAAAUGAGUUUAAUAGACAGAAGCCCAAGCACAAUUCUGUAUUACAAAUCAUUUGAGUUUGAAUGAAUUUCUCUUUUUUUUUAUGUGAGAACAUUCCAGUUCUGUUUUUCAUUUAAUCUAAAAAAUGUUUGAACCUUUGAUGUGAUAAAUGUUGUCUUAAUGAUGCUAUUCCUUUGCCUUCCUUGUUAUCAGAUGCCUGUUUUUAAAAAGAAAAAUGUCACAAUCUUCUAAAUAAAACAGUGGCUUGUCACAGUUGAUAUAGAAUGAUGCAUUCAGUAAUGGAUCAGAUAAGGGAAUAAUAAUCCAGAAUAUUGUUAAGAAAGCUGGUUUCUUAUGGGGGGGUCAUAAUUCCUGAAUAAUCAUCUCUGUUGGUGUUUGGCUCCCCUUACCAAGCAUUUCCCUCUUAUACAGACUUUCCACACUCUCUGAGCGUCUUAACCCUUUGAGGAGGGGUUCUUCAUUCCCUGGCGGGGUUGAAAACUCCAAACAAACACCACCCCCCUUUCCCUGCUACUUUAUAUCCUGUGAUGAAAUGCAGCUAACUUGAUCGGGGGGAUUUUUUUAAGAUGACGAACCCAUGCAGCUUCAGAAAAAGAAGACGAAGCUCCAACUAUGUAGCUCGAUGACAUUGUAAAACUGUAUAUGCACCAUAUGUGUAUCUUGGAGGGAGGGGGGGGGGGGUAUAGGUUAUGGUGCUCUGGGAAGGGAAUGGCUUGCAGCUGAAAGUGCUUCAUUUUUCUGUGAAUGUGAGGAAGUAAUGCGGCUUUAAGAGAACUUUAAGUAUUUCCCAGGUAAACGAGGGAAAAAAGGUGAAAAACACACGAAGCAUCUAAAAGCCUCCACGUGUGUUUAGCAUCUGCUGGAUUUAAAAAAAAAACACAAAAACAAAUGUUGGAUUGGAAAAAAAUAUUUUGUAUUCUUUUUAGGGGAAUUCAUUCAUUUAAUUUGCUUAAAGUUAAGUUGCUAUGGCCCUUUAUUUAAGUUUCAGAGAAGCUGAUUGCCCCCAGUUCAAUUCAACUGUAUUAAAGUCUUAUAUUUUAACCUUUAUUCCCAAUGAGAUGGAAAGAAUAAAAUGGCCAAAGACUGGCACCGCUGUUGAAGCUGAGGAAGGAUGUACAUGUCCUGUGGGGGGCGAUAUAGAGUCGGUGCUCUUAAUCUCUGUUUGUAAGGCAGGGCUUGUUAGUUUGACCUGGAUAUAUUGGCCAGGAGUUGACCUCUUUGCUCCAAAUGCCGUUCAUCUACUCUGGCAUUACUACUGAACCGUAACAAGCAUCCUAACCUCGAUUCCCCUCAAUUCUCCAUCCUGUCCCACCACCCACCCCCAACCCUGCUACGGUCCCUUACUCCUUCCGCCUUCAUCGUAGGUUCUUGUGCUUCUAAUGAAUCAUUCCCUGCUUCUAUGAUACUGGUUGUAUACUGUAGACUUCGCAGAGUGAAAUUAUGUAAUCCACAAUUGCAGGUUUAGCACUCAGACCAGUUCUGUGCAUUCCAUCUUUGUUUUGUUUUUGAUAUAUUUUUUUUAAUGAAAAUAAAGAAUAUCAUAUUGUCAUACAUUUAUUCAAAACUCAGAUUUACGGACCUGAUAUCAUCUCCUGUUGCCCUAUUACAGCACUUCAAACUGUACUUAAGAUUCUGCAGACUCAAUAAAAUGUCAUUUUUUUCUCA
Oryzias latipes (Japanese medaka) is the source of this 3546-nucleotide messenger RNA. It is a transcript of the gene lasp1, whose product is annotated as LIM and SH3 protein 1. NCBI's taxonomy places the organism in Eukaryota, Metazoa, Chordata, Actinopteri, Beloniformes, Adrianichthyidae. The record is from RefSeq and is a predicted model, not a curated record. Gene Ontology annotation, molecular function: actin filament binding. Gene Ontology annotation, cellular component: focal adhesion.